Paramecium sonneborni is the source of this 1122-nucleotide messenger RNA. NCBI's taxonomy places the organism in Eukaryota, Ciliophora, Oligohymenophorea, Peniculida, Parameciidae. The record is from the annotation of a GenBank genome assembly.
AUGAAGUUAAGCAAAAUGAAUGAGGAUGAAGCAGCACUCUUAUUUGAGCAAAGGUAACCACUACAUAUCCUAUCAUGAGGAAAAAUAAACUUAUUGGAAAUUUAAUCGAACAAUAUUCAAAAGUCCAAAAGUAACAACCAUUAUCUAAAUAUAAUAUUCUAUCCAAACAUGAUCAACCUAAAUUAUAUGAAAAAAUCAAUCCAUUAUAUGAUGAUUGUAUUGAAGGUAAUUCAAAAGAAGGUCAAUUAAAAAAAAUAGUUAAGAAUUCAUUAUUAAAAGAAAUUGGGAAUAUUGAUAUUGAAAUACAAAAAAUGAACAAUGAACAUAAUAAUAAUAGAAAUAAACCAAUCUAUUUAGAAAAAUAAAAUUCUUAUUCUAAAAUUGUUAUCAAAACAAUCAAUUAAACUGAAUUAUCCAAAUCUGAAUAAAAAACUUCUAUUCAAAAUAAAAAUCAAAGCUAUUAUACUAAUAGAUAAAAAUCUAAUAAAAUCAAUUCUGUUGCAGAAAACUCUUAUUCUAAACUUGCAGAAUCUAUUCGCAACUAUUCAAAUCAAAAAAAGGUUGAUGAUCCAAAAACUAAUGUUUAAUCCAAACCUUAUGAUUUUCUUUAAAUCAAAUCCUAAUCUGAUACAAAAUUUAUUAAACAAAAACCUAAAUCAAUUAACAUUGAAACUAAUAUUACCAAAUCUAAUUAAAUGAUUUCUAGUGAACGUAAAAUACCUAAACCACCUCUUAAAUAAUAAUCUUAAAAGAGAAAUUCAGAAAGUGAAAAAACAUUACCUGUUAAAACCAUUUUAAAAUAAACUUCCAACCAUACAUAUGAUUUAAGUUCUACUAAAGCUAAUACUACACAAUAAGUAAUAUUUAGCGUUUAAUCUUUAGUUUUAUUAAAAUAAAAAUAAUAAUUGUCAUAAAAGUUAAAACAAUAGUUAGAUUGGAGAUUACAAGAUUAUAGAAGCUGUCAAUAUUUACAAAACACUCAAAUAAUUAGUGGAUUCUAAAGAAUAAUUUCAUUAAAAACAUUCUACCACUUUACUUUAACAAAAAACUUCAACUUUAUUGGUAUUUAUUUAUUAUAAUUAUUUUUAAUAGUCUCAUCAGAAAGUCAAAUAAAAAUCAUGA